AUGCACAAAACAAACCACACGGGACGAUCACAAUUCCUCUUACUGGGCCUCUCAGAGGAUCCAAAAGUUCAGUCCAUUCUUUUUGGACUCUUCCUGUCCAUGUACUUGGUCACAGUGCUUGGGAAUCUACUCAUCAUCCUGGCAACUACAUGUGACUCCCACCUCCACACCCCCAUGUACUUCUUCCUCUGUCACCUCUCCUUUGUGGACAUUGGCUUCAUCUCAACCUCAGUCCCAAAGAUGCUGGUGAACAUCCAGGCACAGGUCAAAGACAUCUCCUACACAGAAUGCCUCACUCAGGUAUACUUUUUUAUAAUUUUUGCGGGAAUGGAUAAUUUCCUACUGACUCUGAUGGCCUAUGACCGCUUUGUAGCAAUCUGCCACCCUCUGAAAUACACACUCAUCAUGAAUGCUCAGCUCUGUGGCCUCCUGGUUCUGAUAUCCUGGCUUAUAAUCCUAUGUGCCUCCCUGACUCAUAUUCUCCUGAUGAUGAAGCUCAACUUCUCUAGCCACACUGAAAUUCCUCAUUUCUUUUGUGAACUGCCUCAGGUCCUCAAGGUGGCCAACUCUGAAACCCUCAUCAACAACAUCUUUCUAUAUGUGGCAGUUGUCCUAACGGCUGUGUUUCCUGUCUGUGGGAUACUCUUUUCUUACUUUCAGAUUGUGUCUUCUUUAAUGAGAAUGUCCUACACUGCCAAUAGGUAUAAAGCAUUCUCUACCUGUUUGUCUCAUCUCUGUGUGGUCUCCUUGUUCUAUGGAACAGGACUUGGGGUCUACUUCAGUUCUGAAGUGAUCCAGUCUUCUCAGGGAAAACCUGUGGCCUCUGUGAUGUACACCGUGGUGACCCCCAUGCUGAAUCCUUUCAUCUACUGUCUGAGGAACAAGGAUGUUAUGGGGGCCCUGGAAAGACUCCUCAGCAGAACAGCCUGUUGUCUUUCAUGGACCCCUGACUUCAGAACUAAGAGGAUCUUACAGCCUUUAAGACAAAAGCUGUGA
Messenger RNA from Fukomys damarensis (Damara mole-rat), 996 nucleotides. Its product is annotated as olfactory receptor 7D4. Gene Ontology annotation, biological process: G protein-coupled receptor signaling pathway. The record is from RefSeq and is a predicted model, not a curated record. Lineage: Eukaryota; Metazoa; Chordata; Mammalia; Rodentia; Bathyergidae. Gene Ontology annotation, molecular function: olfactory receptor activity; G protein-coupled receptor activity. Bases 1 to 996 code for a protein of 331 amino acids. The transcript has a single exon. Gene Ontology annotation, cellular component: membrane.